Vavraia culicis subsp. floridensis is the source of this 662-nucleotide messenger RNA. RefSeq lists its product as uncharacterized. Bases 26 to 637 code for a protein of 203 amino acids. The transcript has a single exon. Lineage: Eukaryota; Fungi; Microsporidia; Pleistophoridae. The record is from RefSeq and is a predicted model, not a curated record.
CACCAAAGUAUAAAAAAGGAUUGAAAUGAUGGUGUUAAUGAACAUUCUGCAUUUGAUUAGUACAACCGCACUAUUCACCUUUACAUAUGCUUUUGCUGGCAAAAAGCGAGAUGGGAAAAAAGAGCAAAAAAAUGAGCCGAUGAAUGCAGACGGAGUUAUACUGCAACCAAGCUUUGGUAUCCUUGAUAAAAAGGAUGACAAGAAGAACAAAGAUGAUGACACAAGGGAUACAUUCAAGGAUAGCGAUAAAAUAGCGCCUAUCUUCACGAAAGACAAAAGAGAUGACAAAAAUGGCAACGAGAACAAGAAGGAAUCAGAUGAUAAGGAUGAGGAGAAGGCAUUUAACAAUGAAGUAAUGGGACAGAGCAGUUACAAGCCACCUAUGGUAACGAUGCUGCUCAACAAGAACAAGAAAGAGGAAGGAAGAAAAGCGAUGUUGGCCGAGUAUGACCAGCUAAGGCAGCGUGCAAGCGAGUCGUUGAACAACAUCUACAACAUUGUAACGACCAUGGACAAGCUGGUGGAUACGAUGAAGGAUGAGGAUAAGAAAGGUGAGGAGAAGAAAAGGAAGAGCAGCGCACCUGAAGAGAGGAUCGAUUACAAAAUUAUUGAAGUUACCGAUAACGAUGGGAAAUAAAUAAAAACUGUUAGUGUUAACGUAA